GUUCGAUCCUACCUGACUCUGGCCAACCAGACCGUUAAAUUGCUCUUUCACCUCACUAUGGAGAUCAAAGAGCCCUUUUUGCGACCAGAGAUAAUCGGCAAGUUGGCCGCAAUGCUGGACUACAAUCUGGUUCAGUUGUGUGGCCCGCAGUGCAGCAGCCUUAAGGUGCGAGAUCCUGAGAGCUACGGUUGGGCGCCUAAGCGUCUUUUGGCCCACAUCACGGCCAUAUACGUGCAUCUGGACACCUCCGACAACCGCUUCGCCAUGUCCAUUGCGGAGGACGAGCGCAGCUACUCUCCCCAACUUUUCACCAAGGCACACAGUCUGAUGACCCGUCAUGGAAUUCAGACGCCUGACUAUUUGACCAGUUUCUCCGCCCUCACUGAAAAGGUCCUAGAGAUGCAUGAACGAAAGAAUCAGAUGGAGCUGGACUACGGCGAUGCACCGGCAGAAUUCUGUGACACGCUGAUGGACACUCUCAUGAGUGAUCCCGUGAUGCUUCCGGGUUCCCAUUCUGUUGUGGACAGGAUGCCCGAACUGAAACAGAGGAUAGCAGACUGGAAGAAGUCGCGGGAACAGGAAUUGCGUGGCCGUCAGGCGACCGAAUAA
Messenger RNA from Dibothriocephalus latus, 609 nucleotides. NCBI's taxonomy places the organism in Eukaryota, Metazoa, Platyhelminthes, Cestoda, Diphyllobothriidea, Diphyllobothriidae. The record is from the annotation of a GenBank genome assembly.